GAUGUCGAAAUUUACAUAUUCUUUUGAAUUAGAGAAUCAUAAAUUUUAAAUGCAUUACCAGCAAUUCAAAAUGCAGAGGAUAUGUUGCUUUAGAAGCAGCACUCCCCUUUAAAGAAACAACACUGGAGCAGAGUUUCUAAAAAAAAAGGGCAAGCACAAGACGAUGAAGAUGAUAAUGAGGAGGGCUUUCACUAGUUGCUUCACUUCAAACACUCUCCUUCCAUCCCCAAGACUAGGUAUUACUACUGUUACUGCUACUACUCCUUGCUCUCGUUUUAUUGCAUUGCUUCCAUUUCUCAGACACGGUAUUACCACUAGUCCUUUCUGUCGUGUUAUUACUUGCCCUAACCCUAAUCACAUACCCAAUCGUCUUACAAAACUUCAACAAUUACUGUUGGAGAAAUCUAAGGUUGGUUUUGAUAAGAUCGAAGAUGCUCUUGUUGUGUUUGAUAAAAUGCUCCGUAUGAAGCCUCUUCCUAGUGUUAUCGACUUUACUCAACUCUUGGCCGCCCUUGUCAAAAUGAAACAUUACUCUGUGGCUGUCUCCGUCUUUUCAAAGAUGUGCUCUUGUAGCAUUCCUGUUAAUAUAAUUACUUAUAACACCGCCAUCAACUGUUGUUGCCACUUCAAACGAGUUGAUUGUGGCUUUGCGCUGUUGGCUGCCAUCUUUAAGCGAGGUUUUGUCCCGGAUGUUGUUACCUACACAACUCUUCUCAGGGGACUCAUUUCCCAGGACAAGUUUCUCGAGGCUGAGCUUAUGUUCAAGAACCUUCUCAAGUGCAAUCAGAUUCAGCCUAAUGCAGUUAUCUUUAACACCAUUAUUAAUGGCCAGUGCAAAACAGGCAACACUUCCCAGGCUAUGAUGUUGCUUAGAUACAUGGAGAAGAAAGGUUGUAUGCCGAACGUAGUAAAUUACAACACUGUUAUUGAUAGUUUGUCCAAAGACAGAUUAGUCGAUGAUGCUCUGGGUCUUCUUGCCGAAAUGAGUGACAGAGGCAUUCAACCAGAUGUUGUAACCUACAGCUCGUUAAUUCAAGGUCUGUGCAACCUUAACCGAUGGGAUGAUAUAACACAAUUGUUAAAAGAUAUGGGCAGACACAAAAUUUCUCCAAAUAAGCAUACCUACAGUAUAUUGGUUGAUGCACAUGCCAGAGAUGGAAAGGUCAAAGAUGCUGAAUAUUUGAUAGAGUUAAUGAUUCAAAGGGGCCAACCUCCAGAUGUAGUCACGUAUAGUGCACUCAUGGAUGGAUACUGCUUGCGUGGAGAAUUGGAUAAAGCGUUAGCAGUGCUCAGAACCAUGACAAGUGAGGGGAUUUUGCCCGACAGUCAGACCUAUAAUAUAUUGAUUAAUGGUUAUUGCAAGAAGAUGAAAGUAGACACGGCAAUACACCUCUUAGAAGAAAUGCCCCUGAAAGGUUUAACACCUACAAUCGAAACGUACAGUACUAUUUUGGAUGGGUUACUUCGUACACGUAGGCUUGAUGAAGCACAUAAGUUUUAUAAGAAGAUGUUAAACCAAGGUGUUAAACUGAAUGUUGUGACAUGCAGGAUAUUGUUGCAUGGACUUUGCUGGAAUGGACUUGUUGGUGAAGCAAUGUCCAUGUUUCACAAUAUGGAGUCUUGUGGCUUAGUUCCUGACAUACACAUUUAUAGUAUUCUGAUUCAUGGAUUGUUCAAGGACAGCAAGGUUGACAAGGCAAGGAACCUUUUUCAUAAUCUUCUUUUGAAGGGUUUACAGCCUAGUGUCAAAACCUACACCAUUAUGAUCCAUGGAUUCUGCCAAGAAGGGUUGCUGGAAGAAGCAUAUAAAAUACUUUUGGAAAUGGAAGAGCACAAUUGCUUGCCUACUGAAGCUACCUACAACAUUCUUAUCCGCGGCUGCUUUAAGAAUAAGAUGUAUGAUGGAGGUUGUCUGCUUAUAGAUGACAUGGUUGCUCAUGGUUUCAAAGCAGAUGCCUCUACCGCCUCCAUUGUAUUCGAUUUGCUGCAAUUGAAAGACCAGGACCCUGCGCUCCUUGCUUUGCAGAAGAAGUUCAUGCCUUGUCCACUAGGACUUCUAUUUACUGCAAGACAUGGGCGUGUUCUUCAAGCAAUGAGGGAGCACACUAAUGGGAUGGAUUUAGUGAGAACGGGAGCUACAAGGUUUGCCACUGCUUUUCUUACAUUACAACGCUUGCAUAAGCUUAGGCCGGCGUUGCGAAAAUUGUUUGGGUCAGAAUAUUGGAUUGUGUCAAAGCUAUCAAAAACAGAAAAUGAGAGGAUAGUUUAUGAGAUUGUAUUCUCAAUAGCCUUUUGGGAAGGUUUAGAGGAUUGCUUGAAUGCAUCACAACCACUUCUUCAAGUUUUGCGAAUUGCAGAUGGUGAUGAAAGGCCUGCUCUCGCAGAGGUUGCAGCUGCUAUGGAUUAUGUAAGAGUCCAAUUUUCAAAGGCAUUUGUUGGUCCAAAAACGCAACUUCGAAACAAAGUAUUGAAAAUUAUUGAUGACCGUUGGAAUACACAAAUGGGGAAACCUUUGUAUGGGGCGGCCUUGUUUCUUAAUCCCGGGAAGUACUUUGACAUAGUUGAAAGGAAUCCUUCAUGUGCCUCCCGGAUAAGAGAAGACUUUAAUGAUGUACUUGAGAAGAUGGUUAAGGAUCGGACCCCGCUCCUUGCUUUGCUAGAGAAAAUACUCAAGAGGGAGAUGAAGAUUUCAUGCUUGAUCAGUUUAUAUCACUCGUAUAUUAUGCUUGAACAAUUACUGUUGGAAAAAUCUAAGGUUGGUUUUGAUAAGCCUGAUGAUGCUCUUCAAGUGUUCGAUAAAAUGCUCCGUAUGAAACCUCUGCCUAGGGUUAUCGACUUUAAUCAACUCUUGGCCGCCCUUGUCAAGAUGAAACAUUACUCCGUGGCUGUCUCCGUCUUUUCAAAGAUGUGCUCUUUUACCAUUCCUGUUAAUGUAGUCACUUAUAGUACUGUCAUCAACUGUUGUUCCCAUUUGAAACGCGUUGAUUAUGGCUUUGCGCUGUUGGCUGCCAUCUUUAAGCGUGGUUUUGUCCCGGAUGUUGUUACCUACACAACUCUUCUCAGGGGACUCAUUUCCCAGGACAAGUUUCUUGAGGCUGAGCUUCUCUUUAAGAACCUUCUCAAGCACAAUCAAGUUGAGCCCAAUGCAGUUAUCUUUAACACCAUUAUUAAUGGCCAAUGCAAAACAGGCAACACUUCCCAGGCUAUGAUGUUGCUUAGAUACAUGGAGAAGAAAGGUUGUAUGCCGAACGUUGUAAAUUAUAGCACUAUUAUUGAUAGUUUGUCCAAAGACAGAUUAGUCGAUGAUGCUCUGGGUCUUCUUGCCGAAAUGAGAGACAAAGGCAUUCAACCAGAUGUUGUAACCUACAGCUCGUUAAUUCAAGGUCUGUGCAACCUUAACCGAUGGGAUGAUAUAACACAAUUGUUAAAAGAUAUGGGCAGACACAAAAUUUCUCCAAAUAACCAUACCUAUAGUAUAUUGGUUGAUGCACAUACGAGAGAUGGAAAGGUCAAAGAUGCUGAAUAUCUGAUAGAGUUAAUGAUUCAAAGAGGCCAAAAUCCUGACGUAGUCACGUAUAAUAUGCUAAUGGAUGGAUACUUCUUGCGGGGAGAAUUGGAUAAAGCAUCAGCGGUGCUCAGAACCAUGACAAGUAAGGGGAUUUUCCCCAACACUCGUACCUAUAAUAUAUUCAUCAAUGGUUUUUGUAAGAAGUCGAAACUAGACAAAGCGAUCCAUCUCUUAGAAGAAAUGAACCUGAAAGGCUUAACACCUACAGUUGAAACAUACAAUACUAUUUUGGAUGGGUUAUUUCGUACGCUUAGGCUUGAUGAAGCACAUAAGUUUUAUAAGAAGAUGUUAAACCAAGGUGUUAAACUGGAUGUUGUGACAUCCAGGAUAUUAUUGCAUGGACUUUGCUGGAAUGGACUUGUUGGUGAAGCAAUGUCCAUGUUUCACAAGAUGGAGUCAUGUGGCUUAGUUCCUGACAUACACAUUUAUAAUAUUCUGAUUCAUGGAUUUUUCAAGGACGGCAAAGUUGAUGAAGCAAGAAACCUUUUUCAUAAUCUUCUUUUAAAGGGUUUACAGCCUGAUGUCAAAACCUACACCAUUAUGAUCCAUGGAUUCUGUCAAGAAGGGUUGCUGGAAGAAGCAUAUAAAAUACUUUUGGAAAUGGAAGAAAACAAUUGCUUGCCUGAUGGAGUUACAUACAACACUCUUAUUCGCGGCUGCUUUAAGAAUAAGAUGUAUAAUGGAGGUUGUGAGCUUAUAGAUGAGAUGGUUGCUCAUGGUUUCAAAGCAGAUGCCUCUACCGCCUCCAUGCUAUUCGAUUUGCUGCAAUUAAAAGAGCAGGACCCCGCGCUCCUUGCUUUGCAGAAGAAGUUCAUGCCUUGACUACAUCAAUGAGCGAGUUUAUUAAGGAAGCUGGUUUCUUGGGAGAUCCAUACCACCUGUAUAUUACAGGACCUUCCUGGAACAAAUAAAUAGGAAACUUCUAUUCUUGCUCCGUGUAAAAGUUUUAUACCUGAAUUUGUUGAUCCAGUGUGGAACAUUAUUAUUUACUUGCACUCUCUUCUAACUUUCUUAUCUAUUCUCGCAGUUAGCUUGGAUCUUUCUUUACUUUAGGGUUAGUUUAUAGUUGCAUAAAGUAGUGAUCUGUGCAACAAACAUAAAGUACAGGAACCAUUACAAUUUUUUCUUGAUAUAUUAGUUCUUAAUAUAUGUAUUUUUUCGUCGUC
This is a messenger RNA of Daucus carota subsp. sativus, 4734 nucleotides long. RefSeq names its product pentatricopeptide repeat-containing protein At4g31850, chloroplastic-like. Gene Ontology annotation, molecular function: protein binding. The transcript is spliced from 5 exons. Lineage: Eukaryota; Viridiplantae; Streptophyta; Magnoliopsida; Apiales; Apiaceae. The coding region runs from base 164 to 4390 and encodes 1408 amino acids. The record is from RefSeq and is a predicted model, not a curated record.